AUGGAGGACAAACGGAAGGGGAAGGCCGUCGCCAACAAUGAAGAGCGAAGGCAGCGCCAGCGGCGUGAGCGUGAGGCGAAAGCCGUGGAAGACACUGCGACUUCAGGGCGGACGCCGACUGCAGGCGGCAACGGGGCUUUGCAGGAGCUUCCACGGGUGACGGCGGCGACUACGCCCGCUCUAGGCCCCCCACCCGGCGCCUCUUCCCAGUUCGCAGACAACGGGCGUCCGCAGCACGCGCAGAUCGGUAACGCCGGUGCGCCUCAGGGUCACGGCAGUACUGUCAUUGAUCAGCAGCGCCUCCGCGACCAGCCUUCUUCUUCACGGGCAAGAGCACCAGGAUGCACUUGUUGCGGCGGAGCGCCCACCACGCGGGUUGUUCUCAACCUGCCCGUGUGCGAGGCUUGCUACAGGUGGGCUUUUCACGCCGGUGCGCCUCAGCAGCACGCGCAGAUCGGCUACGCCGGUGCGCCUCGGGGAGCAGUGCGCAAUCCAGCCCACAAUGGACCUCCGCAGCACGCGCAGAUCAGCUGGCCUCCACCCCUCCACACCUUGGCAAAGCCUGCACCGCCACCGGAGCGGCAGUCUUCUUCACGGGCAAGGGAGCAGCAGCUCCAGAUCCUGGCUGAUGUGAUGAGGCUGCACGUGGUCAAUAAUCUGAAGAACCCUUUCUCGCUCGUCCGGUCCGGCCCGGCGAACCCAGCGCCUCAGCGGCAGUCUUCUUCACCAGGAUGCUACAGCAAUAUCUUCACCGGCAACGGGCCCUUGUUCAGCAGCGCCGGUGCACGUGCACCCCAGGGUCAGGGUCACGGUACUGCCAUUGAUCAGCAGCGCCAGCUCGAACUCCUCCGCGGCCAGCCUUCUUCUUCACAGGCAAGGGCACCAGGAUGCUCUUCUUGCGGAGCGCGCGCCACGCGGGUUGCUCUCAAGAUACCCAUGUGCGACGCUUGCUACAGGGAUGCAUUCAUGGCCAACGCGCCUCCUCAGCACGCGCGGAUCGCCUCCAAGCUUCCGAGUCCAGUCCCCACUCCCAGCAACGUGCAUCCGGAGCUCCCAGCAACGCCGGCGCCGAGUCCAGUUCCCACUCCCAGCAACGGCAACCCCGGCCAGCCUUCACCCGCUAUGCGGGAUUUUCUGGCUCUCAUCGAGAGUCCUUCACCGGCGCCGGCAGCAGGGCAGCAGCAGCAGCCUGAGGUCAACCUGGACCUCCGCCUCGCCCAGCCUGGGCAGCAGGAUCCACCGCCAGGGCAGCCUGAGUGA
Molecule: messenger RNA, 1260 nt
Organism: Aegilops tauschii subsp. strangulata
Lineage: Eukaryota; Viridiplantae; Streptophyta; Magnoliopsida; Poales; Poaceae
Source: RefSeq, a predicted model, not a curated record